This is a messenger RNA of Portunus trituberculatus (swimming crab), 1266 nucleotides long. Its product is annotated as formin-like protein 20. Lineage: Eukaryota; Metazoa; Arthropoda; Malacostraca; Decapoda; Portunidae. Bases 1 to 1266 code for a protein of 421 amino acids. The transcript has 6 exons. The record is from RefSeq and is a predicted model, not a curated record.
AUGUGGACACCUACAGAAUGUCAUGGCCUGCUUGCCUGUCUGCCUGCCUGCUUGCCCGUGGUGCCUGCCUCUGCCGGCCUGCUUGCCCCUGGUGCCUGCCUCUGCCGGCCUGGCACUUGGGAACAGACUGGCACUACGGCACUAUGGCACUGUUCCCUACGUUCCCUUCAGUGCCAGAGGAGCAGAUACGGUCACUCCCCUUGUGUCCUGACCCUCCUUCACCCCUGUCGCAGUGGAGAUGUCCCCGCGUGUGAAGAAGAUAAGGAGCGGGUCUGUCCUGCCGCCCUUGGGUGUUCCCGGCCCCGCCCCUCGCGUGACCCUGACCCAGCAAACACAGGGUCACCCCAACACGGCCUGAAGAUCACUGGCUGCGCCGCGAGGAGAGCUGAGCCUGGGUAUCUGAAGGCCGCCGCCAGUGUGCCGCAUCCCAGCCAACCUGCAGCAGAAAGUGUCGCCCCGGCACGCCAGCCUGGAGAGCACGGGAGGGCAGUUGUGCGCACGUACCCAAGCAGCCCUAGACAAGCGGUACGCGGCUUCCUGUGCGUCACCAGGGCCGCUGCAGGGCACGAGGCGCACCACACAGCGUCCUCUCUCCGGCGGCCCUUGAAGGUCACGCUGCCCGCUCCGUGGAAAUAUGGCGACGAGUACCCCAGGGCGCUUGUCCCCCUUCCCCCGGCCCCUAUCCCUGAGUACGCCCCGCCCCACCCUGACCACGGCCACGCUCGUCCCCACAGACCACCUUCAGUACUGCGUCACCGCCGACCCCGUCACCUUCAGGAUGGAAGGACCGCAGAAGGACGCCUGAUGCAUCCCCAAGGUGAUGCCUCCCCCACCUCUCACCACCCUACCCAGCCAUGCGCCCCUCCACGCCCACACGCCACCUCACCUCCACUGCAGCAGCAUCCAUCACCAGGUCAAGUCCACUUAGGGCAACAAUAUGCCAGAGGCGCCUUACAGCUGCCUUCCUGUUCUGAUGCUCUCAAUGUCUGGGGAAGGAUAUCAAGCAGAGUAUCAACAAACGCUACCGAGAAGGACACCGCAGGAUACAACUCACUAUCCUUCACAAUCCUACACCAUAUCCCUUGUACCCCACCACCUUGCCCCUUCCCGCCACUCCUUCCCAUCCCGCCCCCGCCAGCCACGCCAACAGCCAAGACGCCCACACCCCCACCCACCCAAGCCACCACUUCUGCAUGCUACCAGGAACUAUUCAAGCUUGAUGGAAUGCAGUGGUGGGAACUGUUCAAGGGCUCCACGUAUACAUGA